This is a messenger RNA of Helobdella robusta, 345 nucleotides long. RefSeq lists its product as hypothetical. Lineage: Eukaryota; Metazoa; Annelida; Clitellata; Rhynchobdellida; Glossiphoniidae. The transcript has 4 exons. The record is from RefSeq and is a predicted model, not a curated record. The coding region runs from base 1 to 345 and encodes 114 amino acids.
AUGAGUGCUAUGUCUCGCCCUGCUAAUAAUUACGAGAUGUCUCACACUAUCCUGUUAGUGCAGCCGAGCAAGAAACCCGAAGGCAGGACUUAUUCUGAUUAUGAAAGUGUCAACGAGUGUUUAGAAGGUACUUGCAAGAUAUUUGAGGAGUAUUUGAAGAAGAUGAACCCAAAUUCUCCUUCAAUCACAUACGACAUCAGUCAGCUUUUUGAUUUCAUUGACCAACUGGCUGAUCUAACAUGCUUAGUGUUUGAUAAAGCCAGUGGAAAGUAUGUGCCCCACAACAAAGCCUGGAUCAAAGAAAAAAUAUAUGUCCUUCUAAGGCAGCAGGCCGGCAAAGCCUAA